ACGCUCGACGUCCGUUUGCAUUGAGGGGUCCUACAUGUGCAUGGUUUGGAAACAGAAGAGAAAAACACUGAAUAGUUCAAAUAAUUAGGAAAAUAGCGAUACAAAUUUGAAACUACCGCUCGUUUUGCACAUCAAGGGAAUGGAGGUAGUUCUGCACGAGGAUAAGAAAUACUAUCCUACAGCAGAGGAAGUGUACGGGCCGGAGGUGGAAACUUUAGUCCAGGAAGAGGACGCACAGCCCCUCACAGAACCCAUCAUCAAGCCUGUAAGGAACAAGCAGUUCACUCUGAUGGAACAGGAGCUACCUUCCACUGUUUAUGACAUGGAGUUCCUGGCUGACCUAAUGGACAGUCCCGAGCUGAUCCGUAAYGUCACCCUGUGUGGCCACCUGCACCACGGAAAGACGUGUUUCGUGGACUGCCUGAUUGAACAGACACACCCAGAGAUCAGGAAGAGAGAUGACAUGGAUCUCCGUUACACAGAUAUCCUCUUCACUGAGCAGGAGCGAGGGGUUGGUAUCAAGAGCACCCCCGUCACAAUGGUUCUUCCAGACUCCAGAGGCAAAUCCUUCCUCUUCAACAUCAUGGUGAUGUUGAACACAGAGCGUCUGAUCAAGCACGCAGUCCAGGAGCGUCUGGCCAUCACCAUCUGCAUCAACAAGGUGGACCGCCUCAUCGUGGAGCUCAAGCUGCCCCCUACAGACGCCUACUACAAACUACGCCACAUAGUGGACGAGGUCAACGCCAUGCUCAGCACCUACUCUACAGACGAGAACCUGGUGGUGUCUCCUCUCCUGGGGAACGUGUGUUUCGCCAGCUCUCAGUACUGUGUUUGCUUCACCCUGGGCUCCUUCGCCAAGAUCUACUCCGACACCUACGGUGACAUCAACUACACAGAGUUUGCCAAGAGGCUGUGGGGAGACAUUUAUUUCAACCCCAAAACGCGCAGGUUCACUAAGAAAGCCCCCACCAGUAACACCCAGCGUAGCUUUGUGGAGUUUGUGUUGGAGCCUCUGUACAAGAUCCUAUCCCAGGUGGUGGGUGACUGUGACACGUCUCUGCCUCGGGUGCUGGAUGAGUUGGGGAUCCACCUGAUCAAAGAGGAGCUGAAGCUCAACAUCAGACCGCUACUCAGGCUGGUCUGUAAGCGCUUCUUUGGAGAGUUCACUGGCUUUGUGGACAUGUGCGUGCAGCAUAUCCCCUCACCACAGGGGGGCGCCAAGAACAAGAUAGAGCACAGCUACACUGGAGGACUGGACUCRGACCUGGGGGAGGCCAUGGCAGAAUGCGACCCUGAUGGUCCUCUGAUGUGCCACACCACUAAGAUGUACAGUACUGAGGACGGGGUGCAGUUCCAUGCGUUCGGCCGGGUGCUGAGCGGUACCAUCCAGGCGGGCCAGCCAGUCAAGGUGCUGGGAGAGAACUACACUCUGGAGGACGAGGAGGACUCGCAGGUCUGCACGGUGGGACGUCUCUGGAUCAACGUCGCCAGGUACCAGAUAGAGGUGAACCGUGUGCCUGCCGGYAACUGGGUUCUCAUUGAGGGCUGUGACCAGCCCAUCGUCAAGACCGCCACCAUCACCGAGCCCCGRGGGAACGAGGAGGCCCAGAUCUUCCGGCCGCUCAAGUUCAACACGGCGUCUGUCAUCAAGAUCGCUGUGGAGCCAGUCAACCCGUCAGAGCUGCCCAAGAUGUUGGACGGACUGCGGAAGGUCAAUAAGAGCUACCCCUCCCUCACCACCAAGGUGGAGGAGUCAGGGGAACAUGUGAUCCUGGGUACUGGGGAACUCUACCUGGACUGUGUCAUGCACGACCUGCGGAAGAUGUACUCUGAGAUCGACAUCAAGGUGGCUGACCCCGUGGUGACCUUCUGUGAGACGGUAGUGGAGACGUCGUCUCUSAAGUGCUUUGCCGAGACGCCGAACAAGAAGAAUAAGAUCACCAUGAUUGCCGAGCCUCUGGAGAAGGGCCUGGCUGAGGACAUAGAGAACGAGGUGGUGCAGAUCACAUGGAACAGGAAGAAGCUGGGAGAGUUUUUCCAGACCAAGUAUGACUGGGAUCUCCUGGCUGCCAGGUCUAUCUGGGCCUUUGGSCCCGACACCACCGGGCCUAACAUCCUGGUAGAUGACACCCUGCCUUCUGAGGUGGACAAGGCUCUGCUGGGCUCGGUUAAGGACAGCAUCAUCCAGGGCUUCCAGUGGGGCACCAGGGAGGGGCCUCUGUGUGACGAACCUAUCAGAAACGUGAAGUUUAAGAUCCUGGAUGCGGUCAUAGCGCAGGAGCCUCUACACAGAGGAGGAGGACUGGUCAUCCCCACAGCCAGGAGAGUGGUGUACUCUGCCUUCCUCAUGGCCACCCCCAGGUUGAUGGAGCCCUAUUACUUUGUCGAGGUCCAGGCCCCAGCUGACUGUGUGUCUGCUGUGUACACUGUACUGGCCAGACGGAGAGGUCAUGUGACCCAGGACGCCCCCAUCCCCGGGUCUCCCCUCUACACCAUCAAGGCCUUCAUCCCAGCCAUCGACUCGUUUGGCUUCGAGACUGACCUGAGAACACACACACAGGGACAGGCCUUCUCCCUGUCCGUCUUCCACCACUGGCAGAUUGUCCCUGGUGACCCCCUGGACAAGAGCAUCGUGAUCAGGCCACUGGAGCCCCAGCCUGCCCCUCACCUGGCCAGAGAGUUCAUGAUCAAGACCCGCCGGCGCAAGGGUCUGAGUGAGGAUGUGAGCAUCAGCAAGUUCUUCGACGACCCUAUGUUGUUGGAGCUGGCCAAGCAGGACGUGGUGCUCAACUACCCCAUGUGAGGUGUCCGGAGACGGGGAGACAACGACCGGAGUGCUACCCUCCUCCACCAGCACCACAACCAACAUCCCCACACCACACUGUAUGGGGCUAUAAACCCCACUGAGGUGGGUGGASAUUGUCACAGAGGGAAGCGGAGUCUGCCAGUUUUGUUUCCUGCUUUCAUAUUGGUGAUUUAUGUGGACUUUGUUAACCAGGUGAGRUCACUUACCCUCAUCAAUGACGUAAGUUAAUCAAUGAAGCACUGAUAUGGAACCCAACGGACGCUGCAAUCUCCUGUUAAGACUUUGGCCACCCGUGCUCUCCUUGUAGGAGGGACUGUUAUUAUGAUAGGACUGCAUCUACAGUUGUAGGGGCGGCCGGGAUAGCAACAUCUCUGACACCUCUCGUCAUCAGCGCAAUGAAUAAUACUGCUGAGGUGUUUCCCCUCAUCAAUGUCUUGUUUAUUUUUUUUGACAUGUAUAAAUUCCCAAAUGUUUUGUAGAUGUACGAUGACUUGAAAGCAGGCUUGAUUUGUUUUUACUUUUUUAAAUUAUGAAAUUGGAUAUCUUGCGUCUGUUUUGAGUAAAAAAAUAAAUAUGCUUGUGAAAUCA
Molecule: messenger RNA, 3394 nt
Organism: Salvelinus sp. IW2-2015
Lineage: Eukaryota; Metazoa; Chordata; Actinopteri; Salmoniformes; Salmonidae
Source: RefSeq, a predicted model, not a curated record